Asparagus officinalis (garden asparagus) is the source of this 3315-nucleotide messenger RNA. Its product is annotated as putative disease resistance protein RGA4. The record is from RefSeq and is a predicted model, not a curated record. Gene Ontology annotation, biological process: defense response to other organism. Gene Ontology annotation, molecular function: ADP binding; protein binding. The transcript is spliced from 2 exons. NCBI's taxonomy places the organism in Eukaryota, Viridiplantae, Streptophyta, Magnoliopsida, Asparagales, Asparagaceae. The coding region runs from base 1 to 3315 and encodes 1104 amino acids.
AUGGCCAUGGUGCUGGAUGCUUUAACUGCAACCACGGUCAGUAAGCUGGCUGAGGUUGUUGAGGAGGAGGUGGUAACUGUCCUGGGCGUGAAAGACGAGAUCAAGAGGCUACAGCGGAGGAUGGAGAGGAUCAAGCAUGUGCUUCAUGAUGCCGAGAGAAAGCGCAUCCAAUCGGAAUCAGUUGCACGCUGGGUGAGGGAGCUCAAAGAUGUUAUGUACGAUGCCGAUGACAUAAUCGACCGAUGCAGGCACGAGGGUGGAGAAUUGCUUGAUGUCCAACCGUCUACAUCAUCGGCAUGCUUUAGCGGCCCUCGCUUAUUCUCUUGCUUUAUUAGCAUCCGUUUCCGCCAUGAGAUUGGUGAUACGAUUAAGAAACUAAAUGAGAGAUUGCAUGAGAUAUCUGAAGAUAUUUCAGACUUUAACUUAAUGAAAAGUGAGCCAGAUACCCAAGUCACAACAGUGGACACUCGUCAGACCUCACCUAUCAUAGAUACGUCUGAUAUCGUAGGGAGGGGCAUUGAACGUGCUACAGACGAUCUGGUAGAGAGGAUAGUUAAGAAAGAUGAAAGAAAACCCCAAGUAUUUGCUAUUACCGGAAUGGGCGGAAUAGGAAAGACUACUCUGGCUAAAAAUAUCUUCAAUCACCCAAGAGUAAAGUCUGAGUUCUCAACAAAGAUAUGGAUAUGGGUCUGCAUAUCACAAAAUUUCUCAGAGACCUCUUUGCUCAAGGAGAUAAUAAGAGGAGCAGGAGGAGAUCCCUGUAAUUUGCAAACUAAAGCAGAACUCGAACCUUUACUGAAGGACGCAGGUUCAGGAAAGACUUUCAUUUUGGUGCUAGAUGAUGUGUGGCGAGCAGAUGUCUGGGGUGGCUUACUACGUAGUCCACUACAGAGCGGAGCUGUUGGCAGCCGAGUCCUAGUCACAACUAGAGAUGCGAAUGUUGCUAAGCAGAUGGGGGCGGUGCACAUCCAUCCCGUGGAACAAUUUCCGCCAAAAUCUGGCUGGGAACUGCUCUGCAAGAGUUUAUAUGUCACCGGAGAGGAGGAGGAAAUGCAGAGUCUAAGAGGUGUAGGGGCUCAAAUUGUUGGAAAAUGCGAUGGUCUCCCUCUGGCAAUUAAGAGCAUUGCCGGUGUUUUAAUAAAAAAAGGGAGAUAUCGGAGGGAAUGGGAAAAGGUUUUGGAAAAGGAUGCUUGGACCAUGGACGAGCUACCUGAAGAUUUGAGGGGGGCCUUGUACUUGAGUUAUGAAGAUCUACCCUCUAACCUGAAGCAAUGUUUUCUUUAUUGCUCUUUAUUCCCUGAGGAUUAUAAAUUUGAUCGUGCUGAGCUCGUGCAGUACUGGGCAGCUGAAGGAUUUGCAGAAACGCAAAAGGAUUCUUUCUUAGAACCAGCGGAAGAGUGUUUUGAAGAGCUAGUUAGAAGGCAUCUUAUUUAUAAAGAAGCAGAGGGUUAUUAUAAGAUGCACGAUCUCUUGCGAUCACUUGCUCAGUUUCUGUCACAGGAUGAAAGUUUUUGUGGAGAAGCACAGGAAUUAACUACAGUGCCCGCCACGACGAAAAUUCGACGUUUGACACUUACGGAGAAAGGAGGACCAGCACUCAUCCCUCAACCUUCACGUUCACAGAGGAGCUUGAGAACCUUAUUUCUAAGAGCCCCGUACGGUCUUGGGAGCGACGUGUUCGCUGGAUUUCCACUUCUUCGGGUCCUGUCACUGGCGAAAUCAGGGAUUGAUUGUAUUCCAGAUGCUGUGGGAAAUCUAAUACACCUGAGGCUGUUGGAUCUUAGCUGCACAGGAAUAUCCAGCUUGCCGGAGUCAAUAAGGAACCUUACAAAUCUCCAGGUUCUGGAUCUCUCUGGCUGUAUUUCACUUGACAGUCUUUCAGAUGCUUUGGGAAAUCUAAUACACCUGAGGCUGCUGGAUCUUAGCUCCACAAGAAUGUCCAGCUUGCCGGAGUCAAUAGGGAACCUUACAAAUCUCCAGGUUCUGGAUCUCGCUUACUGUCAUUCACUCCACAGUCUUCCCAGAGACAUCACUCGACUGUGCGAUUUAAGAGUUAUUGAAGUCCGGGGUACUGGCAAACUGUCCUUUGUACCAUCUGGAAUGGGAAGACUAGAGCGGUUAAAUCACUUCAACGGCUUUGUUGUGGGAGGGGAGCAAGGAUGCAUUCUGGAAGAUCUGAGCCCUUUAGAGCGGCUGAGGGUGCUGGGCAUACGCAACCUAAAGGAGGCGGUGGUAGUGCAGGAGGGACGACGUGUGCUUCGGAAUAAAUGUCACCUCAAGAAAUUAAGAUUGGCAUGCACUUAUAAACUGUGGGCUAGUCCACCAGCUGCUGAGUACAGCGAAGGAGAGAUCCGCAGAAUUCAGGAUGUGUUAGAGGAGCUGGCCCCACCGCCAUGCCUGGAAAAAUUAGUAAUCCGUGGAUACUUUGGUCGUCGGUUUCCAGUUUGGAUGAUGUCGCCAUCGCUGGGAUCUCUUCUUCCCCGUCUCACAAGUUUGUCUCUUCUUAAAUGCAGAAACGUCGUGCAGCUUCCUCCUCUCGGUCUAUUGCCUGAAUUGAGACGUCUUACUAUUGUGGAUGCCUUUGAAGCAGCUGUAUCCUUUGGCUCGGAGGCUUAUGGGAGCGGCUCUACACCGGUGCUCUUUCCAAAGCUUGAGUCUUUCCGGCUCAGUAGAAUGCCAAAUUUGCGAGAGGGGUCAAUUUGCAGAGAUGAGGAUAUCACUGUGUUCCCAAAUCUGGUGGAGCUGACUGUUAAGGACUGCCCGACAUUGAAAUCACUCCCUGGGGGCCUGAAGGGGUCUCCCUUGAAGGAGUUACGCAUAUAUCGUGCUGGUCUAAGGGUAAUCGACAGACUUCCACACCUGAGAGGUUCGUUGGUCAUCGCCAGCUGUCAAAGUCUGGAAAGGAUCUCUCAUCUUCCUGCACUAAGAGAGGAGUUGCACAUCGACAACUGUCAAAGUCUGGAAAGGAUCUCUCAUCUUCCUGCACUAAGAGAGUUGAGGAUCGAGGGUAUUUACCCUCAAUUGAAAAACGUGGAGAAACUGGAUUCAUUGGAGAGGCUAUUUAUAGCUCAAUGGGAGAUGGACUUUCUCCCGGAGGGACUGCUGAGGCUGCUGCAAGACCGACAGCUGCAUCAGGAUGAUGAUUUCACACUUUCAUUGCGACAUAUUAACGAUGUUCUUUUCAGUAAGUGCGUGAUGGGAGGCGAAUACUGGCCAAUCAUCCGAAACAUACCCAGCGUCGGUGCCUCUGUUGUUGGGACAGGAGGUCACUAUCUAACAUAUAACAAGGAACCCUAUUACUACGAGGCCGAUUAG